Molecule: messenger RNA, 1606 nt
Organism: Magallana angulata
Lineage: Eukaryota; Metazoa; Mollusca; Bivalvia; Ostreida; Ostreidae
Product: retinal homeobox protein Rx1-like
Exons: 3
Coding region: 359-1144 (261 amino acids)
Biological process (GO): positive regulation of transcription by RNA polymerase II
Molecular function (GO): RNA polymerase II cis-regulatory region sequence-specific DNA binding; DNA-binding transcription factor activity, RNA polymerase II-specific
Source: RefSeq, a predicted model, not a curated record
UUCAUAUUGUAUGUUUGCUGUCUCUCAAGAUCAAAUUGCUAGCUAAACUCAAAGCAAUAAGAAGCCUUGUUGCGACGAGAUUCCAAACGUAAGAACAAGGUUCGACUCAAUUUAGUAGACUUACGCGUCACGCAACACCCCAAAGUAUCCGAGUGGUGUAUCCACUUAUUUGAUUCCUGGACAAUUUCUUUGUUUUAUUAGAAUUAAUCAAAAUGAUCGAAUUGGAGUCCCUGGCACCAUUCGGAUGUUCCCUCUGAAAUCCACCAAUGCUUAAGCCGAGUUGACACGGAAAUCUAAAGGAAAUAUAAACAGCGGUAGCAUGUCCUUGCUCAGUUUCUAGGAUCACAGGGACAAGAAAAUGCUGUCGACUCAUUUUCCCGGACAGGCGAAUUUGGGCGGGUUCCACAGCAUUGACGCUUUGCUGGGAAUCCGAGAGGAGAUGCGGAAUAGUUACGUCUGUCAGGAUCCCAGAGGCAGGGUCCUGCCAGAGAACACCCGAGUCCACGACCCCGGGGCCGGACCAGGUAACGAGAUGAAACUUCAUAAAAAUUUUGAGGGCAAGAAGUCUGGAAAAACGGACAAGGAAUCGGAGCUUCGCAAGAAAACGAGACGAAAUCGAACAACAUUCACCACGUACCAGCUGCACGAGCUGGAGAGGGCAUUCGAAAAGUCGCACUACCCGGAUGUAUACAGUCGCGAGGAACUGGCCAUGAAGAUUGACCUGCCGGAAGUCCGUGUGCAGGUAUGGUUCCAAAACCGGCGAGCAAAGUGGAGACGUCAAGAUAAACUGGAGAAUACAACGCUCAGAAUCAAUGAUGAAUUCCCUUCCGGUUUUAUUUCCAAAAAAUCAAGUGUUGCCUUUGGGUCUCCCCUACCGUUGGAUCCUUGGAUGACGUCGUCAGUGAAAAAUUCAGAAUCUGGGAGUGUGACGUCAAUAGCACCAGAAAGUUGCAUUGCGUCGUAUCCGAUGUUUGCUACUCCGUUCUCACAUCCGGGCAACACAAUGAAUAAUUCGUACCGAGGAUUCCCCGGGGUCCUCGGAAAUUGUCCUAAAAUCUCAGACUUCGAUCCUAGGAAUUCUAGCAUUGUGUCUUUAAGGAUGAAAGCCAAAGAACAUGUGCACUGUGUUGAUAAGAAGUACUGAAAUACACAAUAUAGACUGACUCAAUAUAUGUUACAUGUAUAUUCAUGUUCUAUCGUAUCAUAAUAUAGUAUCAUCAUUUUACUGAGGUUUUUCUCCCAUUAAGGUAGACACUGAUGAUGACUGUUUGCUUUCGUUGUGUAAUAUAAGCUCUGAAUAAAUCACUACUUAUUACCUUAAGGUCAUUUGUGUCACCUUAAUAGAUUGUUGUUUUUCUUUCCUCGGCGAUGUCUGAGCAUUUAAAUAGAUUUAAGGCAUUUUCCUUUGAAUAUCUAGGUAGAAAGAGCGAGGCUCUAGUACAUGUACAAAUGUACAUUUAUGUAUAAUGAACGAAAUCAAAAAUUCUGAACAAAAAUUGCUAAAGGUAUAAAGUUUUAUCUGAGAAUUUUUAAAAGACAAAAUUGUUGAUAACCCGGUUCUCUCAGGUAGCUUGUAUCUUUCCUUCUAUUGCAAUGUGUUUAAUUU